This is a messenger RNA of Acanthosepion pharaonis, 1278 nucleotides long. NCBI's taxonomy places the organism in Eukaryota, Metazoa, Mollusca, Cephalopoda, Sepiida, Sepiidae. The record is from the annotation of a GenBank genome assembly.
AUGGCGACUACCCAACUAUACAGUGCCGAGCGAAAAAGUGGACAUACCUUUCGAUACUUCUAUAUCUAUCUAUCUAUCUAUCUAUCUAUCUAUCUAUCUAUCUACGCUAUUAAUAUCUAUCUACCUCCGUGUGUUCAUUAUCUAUCUAUCUAUCUAUCUAUCUAUCUAUCUAUCUAUCUAUCUAUCUACGCUAUUAAUAUCUAUCUACCUCCGUGUGUUCAUUAUCUAUCUAUCUAUCUAUCUAUCUAUCUAUCUAUCUAUCUAUCUAUCCCCCAUUCAAAUCUUACUAUCAACUUAUGUCACUCUAUUAAUAUCUAUCUAUCUAUCUAUCUAUCUAUCUAUCUAUCUAUCUAUCUAUCUAUCUAUCUAUCCCUAGCUAUCUGUCUGUCUGUCAAUCACAAUAACAAGCUCUCUGUUCGAAUUAUUGCUCUAUACUUAUCUAUCUAUCUAUCUAUCUAUCUAUCUAUCUAUCUAUCUAUCUAUCUGUUCUCUGUUCGAAUUCUUGACUAUACUUAUCUAUCUAUCUAUCUAUCUAUCUAUCUAUCUAUCUAUCUAUCUAUCUAUCUAUCUAUCUAUCUAUCCGCUACCCUUUCAUUAUCCAUCUAUCUGGUUCACUCUUUUCAAUGUAUCUAUAAUUCUCUUCUGUUAUCUAUCAAACUCAUGUUGUUCCUCUUUUAUCCAUAUCUAUCUAUCUAUCUAUCUAUCUAUCUAUCUAUUCUAUCUAUCUAUCUCCUCUAUCUAAUAUCUAUCUAUCUAUCUUUUCAUUAUCUAUCUAUCUAUCUAUCUAUCUAUCUAUCUCGUCAGCUCAUUCAAUUAUCAGUAGUAGUACCCAUUCAUAACAGGCUAUUAAUAUCUAUCUACUAUCUCGUGUGUUUUCAUUAUCUAUCUAUCUAUCUAUCUAUCCGUUUUCUGUUCGAAUUCUUGCCCUAUACUUAUCUAUCUAUCUAUCUAUCUAUCUAUCUAUCUAUCUAUCCGUUUUCUGUUCGAAUUCUUGCCCUAUACUUAUCUAUAUCUAUCUAUCUAUCUAUCUAUCUAUCUAUCUAUCUAUCUAUCUAUCUAUCUAUCCGUUUUCUGUUCGAAUUCUUGCCCUAUACUUAUCUAUCUAUCUAUCUAUCUAUCUAUCUAUCUAUCUAUCUAUCUAUCUAUCUCAGUCUGUUCCUUCCAUUAUCUAUCUAUCUAUCUAUCUAUCUAUCUAUCUAUCUAUCUAUCUAUGACAGUUGUUUCGUGUAUACCACUGUGUCGCUGAUAAAAUUGCUAUCUGUCAGUAUAAUAUAUUGA